UGGUUAGCCCGGCUUAGGGAGGCGGAAGCAGGAAGGGUCCCGGGAGUUGAUUACAGUAACCCAGGAGCCAGCCAUGGAGUUUAACGUAGAGGAGAUCAGACAUCGACUAGGAAAGUAUAAAUUUCGGGACUUGACGGUAGAAGAGUUAAAGGAUGUUUAUAAAGUUUUCCCAAACUUCGUUUACUCCAUCGAUACUUACACCUUUAAAGACGGAUCCCAGAAAGACUUGUUAAACCUCACAGGGACACUUCCGAUGAAGUUUCAGGGAAACCUGUAUAACAUUCCAAUCUGCCUAUGGCUCCUCGACUCACACCCAUUUGCCCCUCCAAUCUGCUUCCUGAAGCCCACCGACACUAUGGGUAUCCGUGUGGGAAAACACAUAGACGCUCAGGGAAGGAUCUACUUACCUUAUCUUCAGAGCUGGAGUCAUCCCAAGUCCUCAAUCAUCGGCCUGACCAAAGAAAUGGCGAUGAAGUUCGAGGACGAACUACCGCUCUAUUCUCUGUCAGCCGCGGAGGAAGCCAGACAGAGAGAGCUGCUUUCCUACAUUUCUCAGGUCACUGAUGGAGUCUCACAGGUAGAUGUUACAGCAACUGGCAGAGGCAAAGUCACUGUGAUUGGUGGAGGGGAUUUGGCACUUUCUUGUUUAUUGGCAGUAUCUGCGAAGGCAUUAGCAGACAGGCUUGUACUCAUUGAUAUCAGUGACGGGGGCACAAAAGGAGGGGGCGCUAUGGAUCUGGACAUCUUCCACAUCCCCAAUGUGCAAGUCAGCAAAGAUUUAGCAUCUUCAGCUGACUCUAAAGUGGUUAUUGUUACGGUGAAUGCGUGGAGCAAUGAGAAAUCCUAUCUUGGCGUCCUGCAGAGUAAUGUUGACCUCCUGCGUACUAUCAUUCCAAGCGUGGCCUAUCGCAGUCCAACCAGUGUUCUGCUAAUUGCAUCUCAGCCAGUGGAGAUUAUGACCUACGUGGCUUGGAAGAUGAGCGGAUUACAUCAGAGACAGGUAGUGGGCAUCGGAUGUAACUUAGAUUCGGGUAGAUUUCAGCAUUUUAUGGAAACGAUGACAAACUGUCAAGGGAACAACAAACAGGAAGCAUGGAUCAUCGGAGAGCAGGGAGACAACAAAGUUGCUGUCUGGAGUGCUCCGCAGUCGUCAAAUGGUAAUCCAUCAUCAAAAUUAUACCCACAACUCUACAAAGAACAGAUCACAAGCAGGGCAAUGGAGAUGUUAAAAGGGAAAGGUCAACGGUCAUGGUCUGUUGGUCUGUCUGUAGCUGACAUUACAAGCACCAUACUACAAAACAAGCAAAAAACCCAUUCCAUCUCCUCGCUUUCAAAGGGUUUUCUCGGUAUACAAGAAGAGGUAUGUUUAAGCAUCCCUUGCGUCUUAGGAGCGUGGGGUGUAAUAGGUACAGCUCCGAUCCUACAAGACGACCAGGUUUCUGAAACUCUCCUGAAAAGUGCUGCAUCAAUUAACAGUCUUCAGCAACAGCUAAAGAUCUGACUCUAUAAGAGCCCGGCUCCACGUGGGUAUUUUCAUCGACAAAGAACUUUAUCACUGAGAUUCACCAUCGUGCUACCGCCAGGUUCAGAAUGACUUGAGACAGUCUUUUUCCUGGUUUGUGUUUAUUGCGUUACUGCAUUCUAUUUAAAUGAAGUGCCUUCCACCAUAUUAUUUUU
Molecule: messenger RNA, 1677 nt
Organism: Pelobates fuscus (common spadefoot toad)
Lineage: Eukaryota; Metazoa; Chordata; Amphibia; Anura; Pelobatidae
Gene: UEVLD
Product: UEV and lactate/malate dehyrogenase domains
Exons: 12
Coding region: 74-1501 (475 amino acids)
Biological process (GO): pyruvate metabolic process; lactate metabolic process; protein transport
Molecular function (GO): L-lactate dehydrogenase (NAD+) activity
Source: RefSeq, a predicted model, not a curated record